This is a messenger RNA of Fulvia fulva, 1152 nucleotides long. Its product is annotated as Phospho-2-dehydro-3-deoxyheptonate aldolase AMT16. Gene Ontology annotation, molecular function: 3-deoxy-7-phosphoheptulonate synthase activity. The transcript is spliced from 2 exons. Gene Ontology annotation, cellular component: cytoplasm. Bases 1 to 1152 code for a protein of 383 amino acids. Lineage: Eukaryota; Fungi; Ascomycota; Dothideomycetes; Mycosphaerellales; Mycosphaerellaceae. Gene Ontology annotation, biological process: aromatic amino acid biosynthetic process. The record is from RefSeq and is a predicted model, not a curated record.
AUGUCAGAAUUCUUCAUGCCAAACGCCAACGUCGGCGACCGCAACGGCGUCGAAGACUUCCGCAUCCGGGGUAUGACGCCCCUCACUCCUCCCGACCUCCUGCAACACGAGAUCCGCCAAACGGAAGCCUCCAUCAAGACCGUCCUCGCCGGCCGCAACGAAUCGACCGAAGUCGUCCAAGGCCGCGACCCCAACCGGCGGCUGAUGGUCGUCGUCGGCCCCUGCAGCAUCCACGACCCUCAGAUGGCUCUCGACUACUGCGAUCGCCUCCUAGAGCUGAAGAGAAAGUACGAGGAUGAUUUGGUCAUUGUCAUGCGCGCAUACCUCGAGAAGCCCCGCACGACGGUGGGCUGGAAGGGCCUUGUGAACGAUCCGGAUAUUGAUAAUACGUACAAUAUCAACAAGGGCUUGAGGACCGCUAGACAGAUGUAUCUCGAUCUGACGACCAAGGGCAUGCCCCUGGCGUCGGAAAUGCUCGAUACAAUCUCCCCGCAAUACACCGCCGACCUGAUCUCAGUCGGAGCCGUCGGCGCCCGCACAACGGAGUCCCAAGUCCACCGCGAACUCGCCUCAGGACUUUCCUUCCCAGUCGGUUUCAAGAACGGCACCGACGGCUCCCUCACCGUCGCCAUCGACGCAAUCGGCGCAGUCAAGCAUCCCCACCACUUCCUCUCCGUGACGAAACCCGGUAACGUCGCAAUCGUAGGGACUGUAGGCAACGACGAUUGCUUUGUAAUCCUGCGCGGUGGGAACAAGGGAACAAACUACGACAGCAAGAGCAUCGCCGGCGCAAAAGAGGCAAUAGUAUCCAAAGGCCUCCGUCCAUACCUCAUGGUCGACUGCAGCCAUGGAAACAGCGAGAAGAACCAUAAGAACCAGCCCAAGGUCGCGCACGAUAUCGCUGAGCAGAUCAAGGCUGGCGAAACCGCCAUCUGUGGUGUGAUGAUUGAGUCGAACAUUAACGAGGGGAAUCAGAAGGUCCCGAAGGAGGGUAAGGCGGGCUUGAAGUAUGGUGUGAGUAUUACGGAUGCGUGUAUCAAUUGGGAGGAUACGGAGAAGGUGCUGCAGGAGCUUGCUGAGGCUGUCGCGGCGAGACGGGAGAAGUUGGGGGCCGUGAAGCCGGAGGCUAAUGGCGUGAAUGGACAUGCUUAG